AUGAUCCGUCAAGUAGCCGCCGUUGUUGCCCUCGUGUGCCUUGCCCAUGCCGCUCCUUUCACUAGCAUUGAUGAUAUUCCACAAGAAUAUAGAGAGCUGAUCCCUAAGGAAGCCAAAGAAUUCCUCACUGGACUCUCUGACGCCGACAAGAUGGUACUCAAGGAUAUUGCUAAGGAUUACUCCAAGUUCAAGAACGAGGAUGAGGCUCUGGCUGCUUUGAAGCAGAAAUCACCCGAACUUGGAGAAAAGGCCGCGAAAUUGCACCAGAUGGUGAAGACGAAAGUUGACGCCCUCGGAGAUGAAGCUAAGGCUUUCGCCAAGGAGAGCUUUUGUUUACAGAUUAUCGAUGGAGCACGCAAACUCCAAGCUCAAGUUGUCGCUGGCAACAAACCAAACCUCGCCGAACUGAAGGAGAAGGCCCAAAGCGCCAUCAACAAGUACAAGGCC
Cylicostephanus goldi is the source of this 447-nucleotide messenger RNA. NCBI's taxonomy places the organism in Eukaryota, Metazoa, Nematoda, Chromadorea, Rhabditida, Strongylidae. The record is from the annotation of a GenBank genome assembly.